AUACAUAGAGCAAUAGAUUUAGUGUCAGUGAAAGUGUUUUAGGCAUGACACAGAAAUUAGUCUUGUGAACUGCAAUGAGGACUCUUUGAACCAUGUAUAAACAACAGAGCUAAAAUCAAUUUUCUAUUGGCUGGCUCUAUUUGAGGCGUAACAUCAACCUUUUAUAUGAAAGCAGCUACUGAAGACGUGUCAGCAGUGCCCUGUUCAAGCAGUCUUUCCUCAUCUGAAGCUCUGAAUUCUCACACUGCAUUCCAGAAGACUUGUUUGUCGAGACCGAGGAAAAAUGAAUUAUGAUUAUAGCUACAGUGAAGAAGAUCUACUAGCUGCGUAUGAAGAAAUUGAGGAGCCAUGUUCAGUGGAGCACAGACAAAACAUUGACAACUUCCUCCAGUUAUUCAUUCACCCCAUCAUUUGCAUUGUUGGUUUUAUCGGCAACACCCUGGUGAUUUUGACGUAUGCCCUUUACAAGCAAACCAAGUCUAUGACGGAUGUUUACCUCCUGAACGUGGCCAUCGCUGACAUCCUGUUUGUGGUGGCUCUGCCUUUGAUCAUCUAUAGUGAACAGCAUGACUGGGCCAUGGGGAACUGGUCCUGCAAGUUGCUGCGUGGUGUCUACAGCAUCAACUUGUAUAGCGGCAUGUUGCUUCUAGCUUGCAUAAGUGGAGACCGCUACCUCGCCAUCGUGCAGGCCCGCAGGUCAUUCCGGCUGCGGUCUAGUACCCUGCUUUACAGCCGCCUCAUAUGUGCAGCUGUCUGGUUACUGGCCUUUGCCCUGUCCCUUCCCACCUUCAUGUUUUAUGAACGGUAUCAGCCCGUCCCUGUUGAAUCCAGCCUAUAUAACAGCACCCAGGGCAACGAUACACCAUUUGUGUGCUUUUUCAGAUUUCAUUCGAACGAAACGGCGCGCACUAUGAAAACCGUGGUGCCAAGCUCUCAGGUAGCAGUGGGUUUCUGCUUACCAUUGCUGAUCAUGGGUUUCUGUUACUCCAGUGUCAUUGUCACCCUCCUUCAAGCCAAGAACUUUCAAAGACACAAAGCAGUGCGUGUGGUCCUCACUGUGGUGCUUGUGUUUGUGGCCUGCCAUAUGCCUUACAAUAUAGCACUGUUAUAUUAUACCAUCAACAUGUUCAGUGAGCAGGAAUGCAGCCAUGAGGAAGCCGUAGAGUUGGCCAUGAUCAUCACAAAAAGUCUGGCUUACCUGCACUCUUGUCUGAACCCCUUGCUGUAUGCCUUCAUCGGGGUGAACUUCAGAAACCAUUUCCGUAAGAUCUUACAGGACAUCUGGUGCUUGGGAAAGAACUACAUGUCAGCACGGCGGUCCUCACGUGUUACCACUGAAUUAUACCUUUCUUCACGGAGGUCUGUCGAUGGCUCAAAUAAUGACAAUGGCACUUCAUUUACAAUGUGAUUGGCCGCUAUAUAAGGCAUGAGCAUCACAUUUUGGCUGUGUCCGAAACCUUAGACAGCUAGAUGCCUUGCUGCCCAGUAAGUCAAUUACUUAUCAGACAGUGUUUUUGUAUAAAGGUACCCCCUAAAUGGUUUUAGACGGGCUUCUAAGGCACCAAAGCAUUAUGUCCAAUAACCUAUUGAACAAAUUCAAGUGAUCUCUAGUCAUAUAAUGUGAAAAAAUAUAUAUAUAUUACUUCCAGCUACCAAACUGCAUGCACAGGAUUGUGAGAUAUCUUAGGGAGCAAAGGACACAUUUAAGCUGCCUUCAGAAUUCGACCACAUGGAGGCAUCUUAACAGACAUGAUGUUUGGAUGUGCCUUGAUGCCUUUCUACCUCUGCAUAUUGCCUACAAAUGAGGCAUUUUUCUUGUUUCGGACACAGCCUUUGUUUCUGCGUUUGAGUUCAGUGUUCAGAGAAAUGAAACCAAUUACGUUCAAAACUAAUUCAAAGUGUGCAAACACAGGAGUUCAAACAGUAUACUGACUAGUUUCAGCUGAGAUCUGUAUGAUCAUUAUUUGUUUGCAAUGUGUAAAACUAUGUAUAAAGUAGGCUGAAUAAAGUCUCUAUAAGUGAAUUUAUUUAGCUAUGGAAGUGCACAGUAUGUAGUACUAAUGCAGAAUCUCAUUUUCUAUAUGUACGUUUUAACUGUUGUACAUAGAAUCUUCAUGUUGUAUUUUUUAUCUAAUAAAUACGGCUGAAUAUUUCGAAAUAAUCAAAUAAUAGAAAGGUGACGUAAUGUUCUCAUCCAGAAAUUAAAACUAGUGCUUCUUAUGUAAUUCCCCAAGCCAAUCUCUGCAACAGCUCAAUUUGAUCAGUGUAGUCUGCUGAGACCAUUAUGUCAUACCAACAACUUUUUUAACACUCUGAAACUUUAAGCCUGCGCUGCAAUAAUACAUGACUCAUUUUAUUUCUGACCUGGCUAACAUGCCACAAUUUUGAAACUCCACACAAUGGUUUUCAGUGUUGUUGUUACUACUUGAAGUCCAACAAUCUUGCACAGCAUUUAAUUGCCUAUGAGACAUUUUUUUGAGACAUUGGUUUCUAUAACAGUCCAGUCCUCUACAAAAAUUAUCAUUUUUGGGGGGGUACAGGGUGUGUACAACUAUUUAACAAUUUUUAAAAUGCAAAAAAAAAUAAAAAAAGAUUUCAUAUACUCUUUUACAUAAAUGACCUAAAAUAGCUACUGCUUGCUUCAGUAUAACUUCCAGAGACAAUUUAGCCAGAGACAGCGCCCUUGUAUUAAAAUGAAUAGGAAAAAUUGGAAUGCUGGAUCAAAUUGAAAAAUACUAUUUUUAGCGUGAUCUGAGCUAAAGAAAGACAAUUGUCAGAUUUUACUGCUGAUUAGAAAUGUGUUUUUUGAUUGUAAUCUUGACCAACCAUUUUGGAGAUUUUGGAAUUUCCCCAUUCAGAUAGAUAUGAGCUGUACUUUUGUGCCACUUGUAAACAGAGAAAUUAGCUACACGGAAGCAUUCCCAAGAUAGCUGCCGGCGCCAGAGACUGACUAGCUUUGAAAGGGUCUUUGAUAACUUCUCUAUCGGGUUAGACAGAACACAGAACAGUACUGAUGUGUAGUCAUGGAACAAUGCCAUACCUCAGUUCUUCUGCACUUAGUCUUUAAUGUAAUUCUCUGUAAUUCUAGAAUCUGAUUACCUUUUGCACUCAAAUAAAUAGGCUUAGUGAAAUGGCUGAUAUUUAUUACUAAAGCUUUAAAUGAAGCCAUAAAUGAUUUAAAAAAUAAUACUGUUUAUUCUGUGACUUUAAAUAGAUUAUAAAUGCUACAGGUUACAGAAGACAAAAGUACAGUGACAUGAUCAUGUGAACACUUCCACCAUUUAGUGCACUUUUUUGGGGUCUGUUUGAGUGGUUCACACUGGCCAGCCCUCUUUUACAGGGUUCGUACAGAUGAUUCACAGUGAAAUUCAAGAACUUUUCAAGCACAUUUUUAUUUGUUUUCAAGGCAAGAGAUUUAAUUCAUCAAACCAAUUCUUCAUUUGUUCAUUUUAAAUAAAAAAUACAUAUUAUAUUUAUUUAUUAUUUUUAUAAAAUACCACUUAUUACAACAACUCAUAAGUGUGCAGCCUUAAAAUGCAUUUUGCUUUCCAACAAAAGUGAAUAAUUGGAACAAUAAAAAGUAGUUCAUGUGACUUGAGCUGUGUUCUUUAUUUUCUAAAGUC
Myxocyprinus asiaticus (Chinese sucker) is the source of this 3623-nucleotide messenger RNA. Its product is annotated as C-C chemokine receptor type 6-like. Lineage: Eukaryota; Metazoa; Chordata; Actinopteri; Cypriniformes; Catostomidae. Bases 284 to 1408 code for a protein of 374 amino acids. The transcript is spliced from 3 exons. Gene Ontology annotation, cellular component: membrane. Gene Ontology annotation, biological process: chemotaxis; immune response; G protein-coupled receptor signaling pathway. The record is from RefSeq and is a predicted model, not a curated record. Gene Ontology annotation, molecular function: chemokine receptor activity.